Messenger RNA from Rhincodon typus (whale shark), 2935 nucleotides. It is a transcript of the gene zhx2a, whose product is annotated as zinc fingers and homeoboxes 2a. Gene Ontology annotation, molecular function: DNA binding; DNA-binding transcription factor activity, RNA polymerase II-specific. Gene Ontology annotation, cellular component: nucleus. The coding region runs from base 177 to 2819 and encodes 880 amino acids. The record is from RefSeq and is a predicted model, not a curated record. Gene Ontology annotation, biological process: regulation of transcription by RNA polymerase II. The transcript has 2 exons. Lineage: Eukaryota; Metazoa; Chordata; Chondrichthyes; Orectolobiformes; Rhincodontidae.
GUUAAAUUCUCCUAUGGUGUGGGCCAACAAAGCUGCCAGCUGGAGCUGAUGGUAAUAAGCAAAAUCUUGUGUUCAGCAAACUGGAGCAGUUUUGAGCAUACUCCCCCAAAGAGGCCACUGGUCUGUUGAGGUUUUAAGUACCAUCUUAGCCAGCUGCUGCUCCCAGUAUCAGACUGAUGGCUAGUAAACGGAAGUCCACAACUCCUUGUAUGGUUCGCGCCACAGAUGUCUUGGAGCAGGAACCAGAUUUGGAAAUGGAUGGAAAUGCAGGUGACAGGUCUCCUCACCGACUGUCAGAUGAAAGCUGGCCAGCGGAUAAUGGGAUAAAUGACAGGGAUCAUCCAGUUUUAGAGAAAACUGCCUUAGACAAUCAACAGACCAAGAAACUAGAAGGAGGCUAUGAAUGUAAAUAUUGCACCUUUGAAUCACAGGACUUGAACGAGUUUACAGAACAUGUUGAUACCAUACACCCAAAUGUUAUCCUCAAUCCAUUUUAUGUCUGUGCGGUUUGUAACUUUACAACAAAAAGGUACGACACCUUCACUGAUCAUAAUGGUAGACAUCACCAAGGUGAAAACAACUUCAAGUUGAAGUUGAUAAAGCGCAAUAAUCAGACUAUUCUUGAGCAGACUAUUGAAGAUCCUACUAACAGUAUGAACACAGAUAGAGAGGAAAUUCCUCCAGCUGGAAUCUCAAUAAGUAAAACUCCAAUCAUGAAAAUGAUCAAAAGCAAAGCAGAUAGUAAAAGAAUCAAUGUAUUGUCACGAGUGAAAGAUGAGUACGAUGUUACACAAGAAAGCAAGACAGAAGCGAAUAGCACCGAUUUAACUCUCAGUGCUAAUAGUGGAUUGCUAAUUCCAGAAACUGUGAUUAAGGAUGGAGUGCCUCAUGUAAUGCCAUCUAUACAACCACCACCAAACAUCAACUUAAUACCCAAAGUCAUGAUUCCCAUGCAUGGCACAAAAUAUAACGCUGCUAUGGAUGUUAACAAAAGCCUCAUAGGUUCCUUUAAUAAAUUCCCGUACCCUACACAGGCAGAGCUGUCUUGGUUGACAGCUGUCUCAAAGCAUCCGGAAGAACAAAUUAAAAUAUGGUUUUCAACCCAGCGUCUUAAACACGGCAUCAGUUGGGCUCCUGAGGAGGUAGAAGAGGCCAGAAAAAUGAUGUUUAAUGGCACCAUUCAGACACCAACAAUCACUGUUGUACCAGCGCAGAUGCCAUCAUCCACAAAAUGCUCACAGCAGCAUGUUAUUCAGACAGGAGUGCCCUGCCAGUUAGUUGGUCAGACAGGUAUCGUAUGGACACAAGUUGCAAACGGGUCAACAAUGUCCUGUUCUCCCAUCACGUUGGCGGUAGCCACCAGUGCAAACCAGACCCAGUCUCAGAAGAGGAGUUUGCCACCCUCGCAAGUAACAGGUGACCCAAAGCGUGCAAACGUAGUCCAGGUUUGUCAGCUCACAUCACAGGGGAAUUCGGUCGUGUUUUCUCCCGGGGCUGCAGAUGUAAACACGAGCCGCAAGAAGACCAAGGAGCAAAUGGCAGAACUGAAGGCCAGCUUCGCCGUCAGCCAGUUCCCCGAUGAUGAGGAGGUUUUUCGGCUCAUGCAGGUGACUAAACUCUCCAGGGCGGAGAUCAAGAAGUGGUUCAGUGAUAACCGCUACCGGACACAAAAGGGCCAUUCCAGUCAUGCUGCCUCAGAAAUUGUGGUCACCAUCCCCCAGGAUCCUCCUUCUGGGAGCCACCCAAAUCGUAAAUCUGGAUGGAGUAGUUACUCUGACUUUGCGCCACAGAAAUUCAAAGAGAAAAGUAUUGAUCAAUUGAAAGUGCUUGAGGAAAGCUUUCAGUACAGUUCAUUCCCAACGGAUGAGGAAAAAGAAAGAUUAAGGUCAGAGUCCAAACUAACCAGGAGGGAGAUUGACGCUUGGUUCUCGGAGAGGAGAAAACUGAGAGACUCGCUAGAAGGAGGGAUUCUAGAAACGAGCAAAGCACCCCUCAAUCCAGAUGUGAAACCAGACUCUCUUAAAUCAGAAGGGCAAGAAGUAGUUGACAGUAGUCACACAAAAACCUCCCAUUUGGGUCCACAUUAUCCAGGUAAGCCCAGAACCCCUCCUCCAAACACAGGAAUGCAGCAUAAUAAAACAACUAGUCCAAUUGACAAGACUCAUAAGAAAAGUCAGGAACAGCUGCACAUCCUAAAGAGUGCAUUUGUACGUACACAGUGGCCAACAGUAGAACAAUAUGACAGUUUAGCAGUGCAGAGUGGGCUGCCAAGAAAUGACAUUGUACGUUGGUUUGGUGACAACAGAUAUGCAAUUAAAAAUGGCAACUUAAAAUGGCUUGACCAGUACCAAAGAGCAAAUACAGAAAGUCACAAUGGCCAGAGUAACCUCAAUGGCAAUGAACGAAGGGGAAAUAGCAGAGGACAUAAAGCAGCUGGUGUUUGGGGCGGAGCAGGUCGUUCCAUACACAGCCGGGCUGGUAAAACCAUCCUGUUACAGUAUUACUUACGGCACCGACAGCUAAGGGAGGAAGACCUUGAUGAGUUGGUUUCAAAGUCCAACAUGAGCUACGAACAGGUCAGGGACUGGUUUGCAGAAAAGCAAACAGAAGAUGCCAUGGACACAUCAGAGAGCAAUAGCAGAGAUGGCCAGUUUAGUGAUGAGGAUGAGGAGUGGGGUGAGGUAGAGGACGUCAGUGAGAGGGAUGAAAAUGUUGCCUCUGAAUUCACAGGCAGCUGGGCACACGCAACACAGUGUGGCUCAACGGAGUUUAAUGAACUGGAUUCUGAAAGCAUGUCUGCUGAAAAUUCCACAAUAUAGCUAAGGAAACCAAAUGAGAAAAGUACUGACAUACGUAGCAACAUCUGUCUAGAGAAAAAUUACCAUUUCUAUUCUCUGCGACACAAAGAAAGUAAUCGAGAACUUCGGCUCUGACU